GCCACGUGCAAACCGACGGAUUCGAGGGUGUGAAGGCCGGAACUGCGAAUUCGAGAAGCAGAGAGGCAUCGGUCACUCUCUGCGUCGCAGAUUGCCAUGCGUCCGAGCCGUCUGGCUGAUCUGGGCAGCCGUGUCGCGAGCGGCGAGGUUGAGAAAAGAUAGCGAGACGUGCUCGCAUACUCGUCCAACGUUUCUGCACGAGAAUGUAGAAUUCAGCUGUGAAUCUCCAUGACGUUUGUGCUGCCGCAUCGGGCCAACGCAUUUUCCGUUCUUUCUGGGCUUCGCAGGAACAGUCGUCCCUCUGCUGUUGCGCUCGCAAGUCGAGGCCAACACGGCUUUCUACACCAAUCACGCAGUCGCGCGGCCCACACGAAGGUUCUUUGCCCGAGAGAGCGACUUGCUUUGCAUUCGCGCCGUGGAGAAACAACGGAGGCAGAAAGCAGUGAACAUAAUCCGCAAACACCUUCUGUCGGCGGGUGGGGAAGUCGAAAAACUCCGUCCACGCCAGACCUUGCCCGAAGGUGCCGCAGCGCUCAAAGCUGCGCAGGUGCUGGAACGACGCUUGCUCGCGGUGUCGGUACCUCGUUCUGUGCAACAGCAGAAAUAGCGUUGGGUUUCACGGCUUCGCGUCGCGGAAUCUUCUCUUCACACCCCUUUAUAUUUUAGCGGGCUUGAAUAGUGCUUCUUUCUUUUAAAAAGGCGGGCAGAGCACUGCGUUUAGAGGCUGAUUUCCGCCUUUCUCCAACGAGUCACAGAUGUCCGUGCGUGUGCGCGGGUCACACUGCACGCGCCAGGCGCUCCGUGCACGCGCGUUCCAACGCGAAAGUUCGGGUUUUGUCUCUCCGUUCGUCGAAUUUUCCGCGGAGCAGUCGAUGGAACCCGAGUCUGCCCUGAGUGUGCCGCGAUCUUUCAUUUGGAAUUCGUGUCAUUUUCGGGCGAAAUUGCGGCGAGUCCUGCGGCUCACUGACACAGUCGUGUCUGAGGUGUAUGUACAGCUGCAGUGUGUCAGCUCCGACUCGCGUUCGUGUUCAACAUCCUUUUUCGAGUAGCAGCACGUUUCUAUACCGAAACUGGGGUGCAUUCGUAGUUGCUCAGCAUGCAUUAUCAUUUGAACGAGCUUCUUUUGUUUGCGGCGCAUUCUUCACCGCGUGGAGUUUCGUCGUGCAGUUUUGCAACACCCCUGGGCUCCUGCGGUCAACUAACGUCGACUUUCAAGAGCAGGAAUUCAGUGAGGCUCGUGGAGCCACGUGAAUCGCAUCGAACACAUUUAUCGCCGUCUCUUUUGUAGGGUGUCUUCGUGCCGACACUUUUGUUUGUACACAUGUAUUUGUUCUCCAACGCCGCUUCUGCCGCACAGUGAUUUCCGAGAGUCAACUCUUUAUAGCGACUCUGUUGUCCGGCGCGGCCACAAUGAAUCCUCGUCCUUUUCCGCCGUGUUGGCGGGAGCCCUUCUCGAUUUUGUCAUGAUUUAUACUGUGAUUGUACCUGGUUUCUUGUAGCGUAGGUUUUGUUUGUGGAGCGCUUUUCUCUGGAUGAGGUGCGCUAAAAACGUAGUGGCGGUCCCUGCAUCGACCGAAAGGUCAUUUUCCGCCUCCAAGUGAUCUUUUUUGCAUCCCAGUCUCCAUCGAGACCUCAACUUUACUGGCGAAUCUUUCGCCAGAACCAUCCACUCCGUCAAUCUGGAGCUGUCUCCUGAAGAAAUAUUCCAUUUGUUUCGCGCCUGAGCUUCCCUCCUCUCUGCCUCGUGUGCAUCCUUCUUUCUUCCAGUCUCCCUUGUUUUCAAGUGCCCUUUCGGAUCUCGCUGUUUGCACCUCUCUCUUCCACGUCUGUCAUCUGGCCUUCUGCUCCCGUCUCUUAUUUCCGCCUUUCUCCACUCUACUGUUUUUCCGUCUUUCUCUCGGCGUCCGCCUCCCCUUCCUUCUCUUCCCUUUCAUUUUCAAAAUGCUUCCUGUAGCUUACAUGUCGACGGUGCCGGUGGCCGGCGUUUCACACGCAGCGGCGGCUUCCGAGCAGCCGGCCUCCACGGUGGUGGCAGAAAGCGCGUAUCCUGCGUUUCUUUCCUCCCUCGAGCCUACGGCUUCUUCCUCCUUUCCUGGAGUCUCUCUCGCCUCAGUCGCUUCUGCGCAUCUUGUCGCAUCCUCUGCGACUCUUGUGAGGUCCAACAGUCUCCAGGCACAAAGCAACGCGUCAUCGGCGGCUCCAUACGCGUCGCAUGCAAGUGGUUGGGGCGUCUCGCGCCGAAGCGUCGGCGGCUCGGCCUAUACGCAGCCAAUCGUGUCUUCCGGAGACUCAGUCGCCUCGACCUCACUUCUGCCUGGCCGGCGCGCGUCCGUGGGUUUCUCCUUCGCGCCUGCGGCCGUCGCCCCGACCCGGCAGAUGUCUGUACAGUCCGGCAACAGCGACGGGAGCCGCCGUCGCUCAGCUUCUUCGGCUUCUCCCCCCAGCACUGAGGCGUCUCGGAGGCUCUCGACGGGCGCCGGAGAAGACGCAGGCGCUCGCGCUUCUCGCCUCGACUCGCAGGUCGUGUGGACGCCUCUGCAGACCCCCCUGGAGUUCGUUGAAGUCAACCGGGGUCGGCGCCGCAGGUCGGCGGCUUGCGCCUCGCACAGCAACUCGAUUUGCUCGCGAACUCGACACGAAGUCGCCCUCCAAGCUGUCGCAUCUCCGGUUUUCCCAGUCAUCCAACAAGGCCCCCGAGACCGCAGCAAUGACGGUCAGCUCGUUCGCCACGCCGUCCGCCGAUCCUCGGCGCGCGACUCCGUGAGAGACAGGAGCCUCGCGAGCGAAGACCGAGAGGGGAACCGGCGUCUGUCUGCAGGACCUGGCAGCUCUAUUUCAGGGACUCUGCGAUCGCGGCGGGUGUCUGUUGACUCUGCGCUUUCCGCGCAAGCAAGUCACGCAAGCGGUCGGGUGAGGAACCCGUCCCGAUCCAGACUUCCCCACGAGCAAAACCAUGUGUCUUCCUCCCUCCCCCCAUUGCCGCCUCUCGGCCUAGGUAUGUCCAGCGGCCUCAUCCACGCCUCUGCUUCUCCUUCUGGACCCGCCUUCUGUCUCAUCUCCCAUCGGCCAGUCCCCUCUUCUCUCACUUCUCUCUCCUCUUCUGUGGCUCCUCUGCAUGCGUCUCUGCACUUCCAGAGCGUGGAGGACAGGCGCCAGAUGUGCGCUCGCGCAGCAGAGGCGCGGGCAAACGGCGGUGGGGCUUCAGAGGAGGGCGCGAGACAGGACGGUCGCGAUCCUAGCGUCCUAUCUGUCGUCCCCGCAGAGUCUGUUCCUCGAUUGGCGGAGGUCUCCUCGGAGACUCGCGACAGUCGAGAGAGACGCCUGCCCAGAGAUACAGAAGGGGAUGCACACGGGGCUCGGAUCCUCAGGCGGCGGAUCCAGAUGCAGACGCCGGCGGCGGCUUUGUUGGCGGCGGCGGAGGCGAGCCGCGAGGACCCGCGGAGACAGUCCGGAGAGACAGGAGGGCGCGGGGAGAGCCGCAGAAACAGUCGCGAGCGGGAGGCGUCUUCUCGUCAGCGGUCGCAUGCAUCGCGGCGACGCAGUGGCGAGGCGCGGGGCCCUCUGGGGAUCAUCGGGGGUCAUUCCCAGGGGGCUUCUGUCUCGCCUCGCCCUCCUGCGGAGACUACGAGUCUCCACAAUGUCCCUCACCCUACGGCGCCUUUGCGGAACUCGAUUCCACCUGCUCCGACGCAAGUAGCUCUUUCAAGCGGACCUGGUGCGGUGGCCCAACGUGUCUACGAGCCCUCAGGGGGAACGUCGCGAUUCCGGAGACACUCUGUGAUGUCUGCCUCGGGCGCUUCAACUCUCUCCCGCCUCGCGGGAGGCGCAGGGUGGAGCCCAGCGCCUGUCGCGUCCCAGGCCUUUCCAGAGGCCUCCGCGGCGGACGUGAGAAGCUCAGAGGCGUCGCCGAGCGUCCCCGACAGGCAGGAGCCUCGAAGCCUCGGCGCGCUUCUCUACCCCUUCUUCGGUUUUCCAGAUGGGCCUUGGAGACACCUGCAGGAGACACACAUGCAUGCAGUUCUCGCUGCCCACGCAGAGGCGAGCGACCAUGCGGAGCCUCGACGUCGCGAGUCGAGAGACCCAGCGACGAGUCGUGGAGAGGAACGCCGAAGUCGCGAGGCUCCGCUGAGCCAGGUCCAGCGCAUGUUCGUCAACCAGGAAGGCGGCUUCUCUCUCCUUCCAGUGGCUUCGCAGAGGAGUGCCAUGCGGGGAGCCUUGACAGACAGGGGAGUUGUGGCGACCGAGGACGCAGGCGAAGGCUCCGGGGUCGACUUCGCCCCAGUCGCCUUCCUCCCUGCCUUCACAGUCGUAUCAGACGGUUCCGUCGUCGUCGAGAGCCACCCACCGGAGCAGUUUGUGCAUGUGCGCCAUGCCUUGGUUCCCGGUGCGCAUGCAGACGUCGAGAGCCAACAGCGGGGACUCUCUCCGAGAAUUCUGCAGUGGCUUCCGGAAGAGGCGUUCGAUUCACGACUCGGAGCCCGCAUGCGCGAAGAUCUGCGCGAGUGCCCCAUCUGCCGAAUGGAAUACGAAGACGCAGAGCGACUUCGCCGCCUCCCUUGUCUUCACGCUUUCCACUCGGAGUGCGUCGAACGGUGGCUAAGAGAACACACAAGCUGUCCGCUUUGCCGCUUCGAGGUUCUGAAUGGACUGCGUUGGGACGUCGUCUCGACGCCCUCGACUUCUCGCCAGCGCUCCGGAUCGACUCCUGCGAAUCUCGCUUCCUCUGGACGCUCUCCUGGAGCGUCUGUCUCCAAUCCUACCCCUUCUCCGUCCCCUGGCGCCGUCUCUCAGUCCUCUUCUUCACCUGACGCUUCCUCUUCUUCUUCAUCUGGCGCUUCCUCUUCUUCUUCAUCUGGCGCUUCCUCUUCUCCUUCUUCAUCUGGCGUUUCUUCUUCUUCAUCUGUCGCUUCUUCUUCUUCAUCUGUCGCGUCCUCUUCUUCUUCAUCUGUCGCGUCCUCUUCUUCUUCAUCUGUCGCUUCUUCUUCUGGUGUCUCUUCCUCGGGUGGGUUGUCUUCGUCUUGUGCAGCUUCCUCUUCCCGCGCUGCGUCGUAUGUUUCCUCUUCUGCGUCCUCCAACUCGCCGGUCGCCUCCACUGUCCCCGGAGGACAGAGAGGAGAGACAAGCGUCGUGGACACUGAUUCGGUCUCUGUUUUCUCGUCGUCCUCUCCGUCGGCGCCUUCCGCUUCACUCCUCUACUUCGUGCGUCCGGCUUCGAUGAACAUUCCGCAGUCUCCGCGUUCACCUGUGUCGAUCAAAGACCAAGGCGAAUCAACAUGUCUUCCUUCCUCCGCUUCUACCUCUGUCACUUCAGUCUCUUCUUCCUCAUCUCUUUCCUCUUCUACCUCUGUCACUUCAGUCUCUUCUUCCUCAUCUCUUUCCUCUUCUACCUCUGUCACUUCAGUCUCUUUUUCCUCAUCUCUUUCCUCUUCUACUUCUUCUUCCCCUUCAUCCUCAUCGCUUUCCUCUUCGACGUCUUCUUCCCAUUCUUCGUCCUCACUUCUUGCGUCUCCAGCUUCCUCGUCUUCGCUUUCUUCUUCAUCUUCUUCUGCCUCAAAUGUUUUUCUGGACACACGCACCGUGACGCCUGCAGCGUCCGUCGCUUGGGCUCAAAUGAAGAUGAGCUGGGAACUGGACAGACCCGCGUCUCCAGAGCCUCUUGCUUCCUCAUCAGAGUCUCGCUCUUCCUCCUCGCCUUCCCUCAAGAGAGGGGGAGAGACAGCUGUCUCCCCUGUCUGCGAAAAGGCUGAGGAGAGUCGAGUGGCGAGGGAAGAGACAGAGGUCGCGAGUGCCGAAGAGGGAGGGAGAAGCGAACCUUCUUCUCUUUCAGUGCAUGCAUCAGUGGAUCUUGGGCCUCCCCAAGCGUUUCAGUCUUCAAAUGGUGAUGCUUUCUCUCUGUAUCCGCCAGGCGACCAGAGACACGUGGAAGAUGCAGCUGCAGAAAUCUCCUCUUGUCCGUCGAUCGCCACCGAGCAUCUGUCGCUCUCUCUCUCCUCCGCGGAUCACUCGCCCCUCGAGGCCCGUGAGGUGUCUAGACACCCGACCGCGCAUGCAGUCACCUCUACUCUGGAGCGCUCAACUCGCCUCGCGGUCAAGCGACAGACCCGCGGAGAAGAGAGGGGAGAACGAGGGGAAAAAGAGAGAGAAGAGCGCCAUCUAGGAAGCAGUCCUGGAGGCUCGACGGAGGGCAAGUCCUCGGCGAAUGUGGAGAAGAGGGGGAAAGAGAAAGCCUUGUUGGAAGUUAGGGUGGCGGCAAGAAACGCAGUGGAGUGCUCUUCGUCGGUGUUACUCCUGGAAAAAGAACCGGAAGAUUCAACGCUGACGCAGAGGCUCUCCUCUGACUCCAGUGCCUCUUGGGGGACUUCGCUCGUACAGCGCUACGUGAGACCUUCAACCUUGCCUCAAAGGUUCAUGCGUUCUCGCCCCUGUCCUCCCGCAGCCGUCCUUCUGUCUCCUCGCGAAGAGGAGAGUUUGGAGCGCGAAGCGAAUGCAAAGAUCGAAAAACCACACGACAGUCGCGGGCAAGACUCGUUUCAGAGAGGCGAGGAAGACACACGCAGAGAAGCGCAUGCCCGAAAAGCCUUCCAGAGCCAAGCUGGAGACCCGUCAGAGGCGCGAAAAGACGAGACAACUUCUCUCCAGUGCUCCUGCUCUGGGAUAGACUCGACUGGCAAGUUCCUCAACAUGCAAUACACACGAACUGAAGAGGAUGACGAGACCGAAGAAGAAGAAGAAUACGAAGGUGAAGAAGUGGAUGACGAAGCCGCGAGGGGAGACGAGGUCGACGGAGGAGACUAUGAAAAAGAAGUGUAUGAUGAACAGGGAAGAGAAGACGAGGCUGAUGAAGAGGAAUACGGAGACGAAGAAGUGUAUGAUGAACAGGGAAGAGAAGACGAGGCUGAUGAAGAGGAAUACGGAGACGAAGAAGUGUAUGAUGAACAGGGAAGAGAAGACGAGGCUGAUGAAGAGGAAUACGGAGACGAAGAAGUGUAUGUUGAACAGGGAAGAGAAGACGAUGCUGAUGGAGAGGACGACGAAGAUGAUGAAGAAGAAUGUGACGAAGAGGAGAGCGAACGAGAGCCAGCAGAGACGUUCGGAAAGGGGCGCCUGGUGGGUUAUCCUGUGAGUUGGGCAAUUGACUCAGAGAAAAUCAAAAGCGAAAGCAACAUUUUUUCUCUUGCAUGCAGUCCGUCGCACCUGUCUCUGGAGAAGGCCCACCGGAGAGACUCAGUCUCUCACCAGAGAGCGGUCUCUUCUUAUCGACGAGAAGAGAGAUGAGGAAAGCGAUCAAGAAAGAGAGGAUUUGUGUGCACGCUUUUGAAACGUAAAGGGCCUUUUGUUCUCGCAGAAACGGGAGUCUUCGUCGCCAACAAAUGUAGUGUUCACCAGUACAGAAAGGGAGAAAGAAGCAGUCGGAUCGGUGAGAUAUCCUGCAUGCAAAGAGGCAAGACACCUCGAGAAAGCCUUUGUUCACUGUAUCACCCCCCGCCUUUUCUGCGAACGAGACGAGGAGAGAUCUGUUGUGCGGAACAAGAAACCUCUGAGGCGAAGCGAGCGCGCUGACCAAGAGAGAAAAUGUUGUCUUUGGGGGGGCGUCGUGUCCAAGUGAAAAGAAAAAAAAAGAGGGAAGAAGGAAAAGGGUGAACGUCUGUGCUCGUGCAGACACAAACAUGCUUCACCUUGUUCUGAAAAGAUACGUGUCCCACGGUAAACUCCAGAGAGAGACCGUGAGCCUGCUCGCCAGAGAGAAGAAGCAGAACCGAAAACGCGUAAAAAAGCAGACGACUCAGGAGAGCGGGAUGCAACAAAAGUGCAAGAUUCCUUUGUCUCCCCCGAUGCCCUCUCCAAAUAUGUCUCCGAAACAUGGGGAGACCAUCUCUGUUUCUCAAUCUCGCGUAGAUGCGCCGAAGCUCCACAUCUUCCCACGUCCACAUAUACACAAACACAGCUAUAUUAUAUAUAUAUAUACAUAUAUUCAUAUACAUAUAUAUACAUAUAUAUACAUAUAUAAAUGUAUAUACCACGUAUGUUUCCAUACUUCUAUAUCGGUACAUAGAUGUAUGUAUCGAUAUCAACGCGUGCUGCUGCCACACAUCUUCCCUUCUACAAUGGUACGUAUGCACACACAUACGUAUAUAUAUAUAUAUAUGUAAUAAUGCGUAUAUAUAUAUAUAUAUAUAUGUAUUCGUACUCCUUUGCAUGCAUAUAUGUUUAUAUGUAUACAUAUAUUUUACAGAGGACCACAGCAAAUAAGAGGUCACGAAACCAUGAGAGCACAACCCCGUCGGAGAGCUGCACAUGUGCUGCGGGAGUUUUUGGAGAAGGAUUGGAGUCCACCAACUAGCGGCCCUUCGAGCAUGCAUGCAUCAAAGAAAUGCACGCUGAGUUUCUCGUUCACCGCAAAGCAGGCACUUUAUCGCACUUCAGAUGUUUGCGACUUUAAAUGUAUUCCACAUUGGUUGCGAUCACAUAUCGUUCACAAGCGCAGAAAAUUUAUUGCUUCGUUGAUUUCCGAAGAUCUCGGCUAGUCGCUCAGGCGUGUGUUUCUCCCUCUGGACAUGCUCGUGAUCCCAGGUGUGCACGGUGAUGCGCGCUUUUUUUUCUGUGUUUCGGAAUGUACAACUGAAGGCGAAAAUUAUAAUGCUGUCUUCCAUGGCUUGUUCUCCACGUCGCGUACUGCUGUAGCAAAGAUCAAGG
This is a messenger RNA of Toxoplasma gondii ME49, 8694 nucleotides long. Its product is annotated as zinc finger, C3HC4 type (RING finger) domain-containing protein. The coding region runs from base 1942 to 7275 and encodes 1777 amino acids. NCBI's taxonomy places the organism in Eukaryota, Apicomplexa, Conoidasida, Eucoccidiorida, Sarcocystidae. The record is from RefSeq and is a predicted model, not a curated record. Gene Ontology annotation, biological process: regulation of transcription by RNA polymerase II. Gene Ontology annotation, cellular component: mediator complex. Gene Ontology annotation, molecular function: transcription coregulator activity; zinc ion binding. The transcript has 4 exons.